AUGACAUACGACAUCUUCAAACCUCAUUGGUCCAGGUACCUUGGCCCCAACUCUCCCGAUCCCCACAAAGACAAGUAUCUGUCUCACGACGAAGCUAUAUUCUCAUCACCUUUUGGCCCAUUUCCACCGACACCAGACGACCUUAAUAUCCACGAACUUUGCUUUCCGCCAAACAAUCCAUUGCCUGAAGACUACCCGCUAUUCAUCAACGCCGUCACAGAAGAAGUCGUCACACUUCACAGCUUCUACGCGCGGGUAUGUGCAUUGGCGCGUGUCUUCAGAUAUGAUGGACCAAACCCGAUAGGUCUGGGAAAGAGCCCAGUGGAUGACAAAGAAGAUGGCGAGAUCCUAGCGCUGUUCUCGCGAAAUCACCUGCAUUACCCGAUGGUAGCGCACGCAUGUUUUCGAUCGGAGUUGGUUUUUGGAGGAAUCAGUCCAGCGAGUACGCCAUAUGAGCUAUGGUGGGUAUUGAGGAAGAUGCAAAUUACGAGUAUCAUGUGUCAUGAAACGCUGCUGCCAGUAUUGAACGAAGCGCUCAAGCUAGGGUCUGGUGACGGCGACAAUCUGCCCCUCAAGCUCAAGUUAAAUCCUCAGAAAGUCAUAGUACUGAGCGAUGAUCCUGGACUUGACACUGUAUCAGGACACCGUACCAUCGAGUCGCUUGUAAGAGAAGGUUCGCACUUGCCGGAGCGACCACGGAAGCUACUUGGAGGAAACCGCAUGGCAUAUCUGUUCCAGUCUUCAGGAACCUCCGGCCUACCCAAGGCAAUGAUGAUCACACAUAGCAAUGGCUAUCACUCCGGGAUGCAGACGCUUAUCACCGCCGUACAAGCUGCGUGUUUCGCAGGAGACGAGCCGUUGACACCCAUCACUAUGCUCGGCGUGAUACCGAUGUAUCACUCGUACGGCAUGAUCAUCUGGAUCCUUCGUGUCAACAUGAUCAGACAAACUAGCAUUAUGCUGCCAAAAUGGGACCUCGAGCUCGCUCUAAAGAGCAUACAAAAGUACAGAAUUACCCAUCUUCCGCUCGUACCACCUCUAGUUCGUCAACUCGCUCAAAGUCCAUUGACUGAGAAAUAUGACUUGAGUUCCGUACUUGGCGCAUCGAGCGGAGCUGCAUAUCUGCCACCGGAUGUCGCAUACCAACUAGCCAAGAAGCUACCACAAGGCGCGGAAAUGCCAGUACCAAGUGGUUAUGGCCUCAGUGAAGCAGCCAGUAUUGCGAGCCCGGCUGCGCAUGGUAUCUUCGGAUUGGAGCCUGCGUUGCCUGGCAUGAUUGGUUAUCUACUUCCAGGUAUGCAAGCUCGGGUCGUAGACCCUGAUACGCUCAAAGACGUACCCAAGGGUGGGAAAGGCGAACUUUGGGCUAGUGGAGCAGUCGUCACCCCCGGCUACUUCAAAGACGCCAAAGCCACAGCUGAUAUCUUCACCGAGCCUGGCUGGUUGCGCACGGGAGAUCUGGUGAUGCGCGACGAGCGAGACCGUAUCCAUUACCUGGAUCGUCUGAAGGAGAUGAUUAAAGUCAAAGGUCUACAAGUUGCUGCCACUGAGGUUGAGGAUACAUUGCUCGAUCACCCAGAAGGUCUUGUGCGCGAUGCAUGUGUAGCAGGCGUCGAUAACGGUCGCGGUGAUGGUUCUUUGUUCGUCAGAGCAUGGGUUGUACUUACUACUGAGGGACAGAAGCAGGCAGAGGAAACCGUUUCAAAGAAGCUACAUCAGUGGGUCGAGGGACGCCUGAGUCGACACAAGUGGCUAACUGGCGGUAUUGAGAUUGUUGAUUCAAUACCCAGAACCCCUUCAGAUCCCACGACAGACUUCUGGAAGAAUUCAAGAUGUCCAUCCGCAGCCGAUCGUGAGGUUGGUUUGCGUAAUGUUGAUAGUGACGACGUGUACAAUUCCGUCGAACUUUUCUUUGAGUUCUUCUUCGCUCAUGUCUGCUUGCUGACGCAACUUGCGAAGGUCGCGUACCCUGAUUGCGGCGUUGUGCUGAUUCUGGCGCUUCGCGAAAACAUCGCUCGCAAGAUGCUUGACCUCAAUCGUGAGAACGGGAAAGAAAAGCUGCUUGUCGCCCUUGAGUGGAAGAAAAAGCGAGAUUCCUUGUCCACGCAAGUACUUAUUGCGUAG
Alternaria atra is the source of this 2124-nucleotide messenger RNA. RefSeq lists its product as uncharacterized. The transcript is spliced from 3 exons. The record is from RefSeq and is a predicted model, not a curated record. The coding region runs from base 1 to 2124 and encodes 707 amino acids. Gene Ontology annotation, molecular function: CoA-ligase activity. Gene Ontology annotation, biological process: secondary metabolic process. Lineage: Eukaryota; Fungi; Ascomycota; Dothideomycetes; Pleosporales; Pleosporaceae.